CGGGUGGCGGGGUGGGGGCAGCUGAGACUCAAACUCUGGGCUGGAAGCUUAGGACGUGGUGAUGUCCUAGAGGGCCAGGGAAGAGCCUUGGGGAGCACCGCCUCUCCUAGGAGCCCCUGGAAGUACACACCUUAGAUGCAGGAAGACGUUGAACGAGGACGGCUCAGCUGAAGCAAGGUGUUGGGAACAGGCCGUGGCCAUGUCCCUGGAGUCCCGGGCCCAGGCCUCUCCCCAACCGGAGCCUGAAGAACUUCUGAUUGUGAAGCUGGAAGGGGACUCGUGGAGACCAGAGGGUGAACCUGGGGAGGAGGGCCAUGACCCUGGCCCUGAGGCUUCCCGCCGGCGCUUCAGGCAGUUCCGGUACAGGGAUGCAGCCGGGCCCCACGAGGCCUUCAGCCAGCUCUGGGCGCUCUGCUGUCACUGGCUGCGGCCCGAGAUCCGCCUCAAAGAGCAGAUCCUGGAGCUGCUGGUGCUGGAGCAGUUCCUUACUAUCCUACCCAGGGAGGUCCAGGCCUGGGUACAGGCGCGCCAUCCUGAGAGUGGCGAGGAGGCGGUGGCCCUGGUGGAGGACUGGCACCGAGAGGUCCGGGCUGCAGGACAGAGGGAAUUGGCCUUGUGUGCAGAAGAGACUGGGUCCUUAAAGGCAAUGCAGGAAUCUCAGCAUUGUCUGCUGCAGGCAGCGAAUCGCUGGCCCGAGGGACAGUCCCAGAGGCAGUGGGUGAAGAACUCAUGCCCUGACCUUCCUGAGCAUCUAAACACCAAGAUGGUGCCACAGUCCUCGAAAGAAAGUGCCGUCCUCACUCCCCGAGUCCCUACUCUCCCAAAGACGGGGAGUGUUGGAGAUUGGGAGCUGACUGCGGAGUCCCAGGAAGCCCUGGGCCCCGGCAAACACACUGAGAAGGAGUUCUGCAAGGACCCCCCAGGAGAUAGCGAUGGGAACAGCAUGUCCCUGGGGGCUCCUGUUUCAAAACCAAGUAUCAACUGCCAGCGAGAGCAAGGACCAGGGUUUUGGCGUCCGAGCUUUAUCAACUCUGGGAAGAGGAGCACUGCAGAUUACAACUUGGAUAAUGAGCAAACAAAACCAGCCCAGGCAUCGGGCUGGAGAGACUCCAGGGCCUGGGAGGAAAACCACCAAUGGGACACGGAGGACAUGAAGGUGUCAGGUGUGCACUGGGGCUACGAGGAGACCAAGACUUUUCUGGCAAUUUUGAGUGAGUCUCCUUUCUCCGAAAAGCUCCGGACUUGUCACCAGAACCGCCAGGUUUACCGGGCCAUCGCAGAGCGGCUGAGGGCUCGGGGCUUCCUGCGGACACUGGAGCAGUGUCGCUACAGGGUCAAAAACCUCCUGCGGAACUACCGGAAAGCCAAGAGCAGCCACCCACCAGGGACCUGCCCCUUCUACGAGGAGCUGGAGGCCCUGGUGAGGGCGCGGACGGCCAUCAGAGCCACAGAUGGCCCAGGAGAGGCCAUGACGCUCCCCAGGCUGGGGGACAGCGAUGCAGAGAUGGAUGAGCAGGACGAAGAGGGCUGGGAGCCUGAGGAGACAGCAGAAGAGUGUAAUGGUGAUGGCCGGGCCGCUGAUGAGUCCGUCCAGGAGCCCAGGGUUCUGGGGGACCCAGCUCUGUUCCAGAGUCGUAUUGCAGGUGUGCACUGGGGCUACGAGGAGACCAAGGCCUUCCUGACCAUUCUCAGUGAGUCCCCGUUCUCUGAAAAGCUUCGCACCUGUCACCAGAACCGCCAGGUUUACCGGGCCAUCGCAGAGCGGCUGUGUGCACAAGGCUUCCUGCGGACACUGGAGCAGUGUCGCUACAGAUUCAAAAACCUCCUUCGAAGCUACCGGAAAGCCAAGAGCAGCCACCCACCAGGGACCUGCCCCUUCUAUGAGGAGCUGGACUCACUGAUGAGGGCGCGGACUGUGGGCAGAGCCAUGGGAACCCUCAGAGAGGCAGCAGGUCUCUCCAGGUCUGGGCAGAGCAGUACUGAGGCUGACGACCAGGAGGCCUGGGACGUGAUGGCAGAGGAAGAUGGCCUCCAGUCUCCAGCCCCAUGUCCAGAUACCCUAGAUACCGGUUUUGAGAUGAGGCAUAAGGAUGAAGACCAGAUUUCAGAGCAAGGUAUUUUUGAGGAUUUGCCUGGAGCCGUAUCAAAAUGUAUUAGAGAGGAUGUUUGCCACCCACAUGACUGGGGGCAAGACAGUGAAAAUGAAGGUGAAGGUGAAGGCCAGUGGGGAAAUCCCCCCCAGGAGCAGUGGGAAGAAUCUUCUUCUGAAGAGGACUUAGAAAAACUUAUCGACCAUCAAGGCCUCUACCUGGAAGAGAAACCCUACAAGUGUGACACGUGCGUGAAAAGCUUUAGUCGGAGCUCCCUCUUCAUCGCCCACCAGCGGAGCCACACGGGCGAGAAGCCUUACAAAUGCCCGGAAUGUGGGAAAGGCUUUAGCGAUCGCUCCAACCUGAAUACCCACCAGAGGAUCCACACAGGAGAGAAGCCUUACAGGUGCCCUGAGUGUGGGAAAGGCUUCAGCGAUCAUUCCAACCUUGUCACCCACCAGAGGAUCCACACAGGGGAAAAGCCAUAUAAAUGUGGGGAAUGUUGGAAAAGCUUCAACCAGAGCUCCAACCUCGUGAAACAUCAGAGAAUCCACUUGGGGGGCAAUCUUGACCAUUGUCGGGAGCCUGGGGAAAACUUUGGCCAAAGCCCAUCCUUCAGUGCUCCCUGGAGGAACUCUACAGAAGAGACACCUCUUGGACAACCUCAAAGUGCCAGCAAGAACUUGAAUUCUGGCCCACACAGCACCAACUCAGGGGAAAAGCUUUAUCCGUGUCCUGAAUGUGGAAGAACCUUCUCUAAGAGCUCUGCCCUCAUUAGUCACCAAAGAAUUCAUACAGGAGAGAAGCCGUAUGAAUGUACCGAAUGUGGGAAGAGCUUCAGUAAGAGCUCCACGCUGGCCAACCACCAGCGAACCCACACUGGGGAGAAGCCGUACACAUGUGUGGACUGUGGGAAGGGCUUCAGUGAGCGCUCCAAGCUCAUCACACACCAGAGAGUGCACACGGGAGAGAAACCCUACAAAUGUCUGGAGUGUGGAAAGUUCUUCCGUGACCGUUCCAACCUCAUUACUCACCAGCGGAUUCACACGGGCGAGAAGCCUUACAAGUGCAGAGAGUGCGGGAAGUGUUUUAACCAGAGCUCCAGUCUUAUCAUUCACCAGCGAAUCCACACCGGGGAGAAGCCCUACAAGUGCAUGGAGUGUGGCAAAGACUUCAACAACAGCUCCCACUUCAGCGCCCACCGGAGAACCCAUGCAGGAGGGAAGGCAUCCUAGGAGGCUUUUCCCUCCUCUCCGUCACAGCAAAAGAGAUAAAUGCGUAUUGAAAUCUCCCGAGAUCGUAAGAUGUAUGCUAGGAGCUUUCUGAAUUUUUAAGCGUGGUGUAUACCCAUGCAAGUUGUGUUGCUCUAAUCCAGGUUAUUUGGAAGUGAAUUACAGAUGCUAAGGAUCCGGAUUUGAAGGCACUUUUCUUAAGUGUAAUUUGUUUUUCUCCUGUAAAAAGCCCUGUGCCAUCCUUAGGCCCUCCUUAUAUUUGCCGUCACCUGAGGACUUGAUGAGUGUUCGAGCUGAACUGGUGAUGUAGGGAGUAGAGGUCAGUCAGUCAUCCUGAGCAGCGAUUCCAAACCUCGCUGUGCCUCUGCACUGCCCACAGGUGUGUGUGUGUUCCGUUGGCAUACAUCAGCAAAUUCUCACGCGUGGUGGAUUUCAGUUGGGGUGUAUCUAUACAGGAGAGCUUUGAGACUGGUGAGAGGGGCAUUAUUGGGAAUCAGUGGCCUAAAGCAGACUGCCAUGACCUCAGCAAAGAGGAGGAACUUCAGUGAUGUCCUUAAUAAUUAUUAACAGUAGCAAAAGUAGCUGGUAUUUAUCGAGCAUUUACUCUGGCAGGCUCCGUGCUAAGCACUUUGUACACAUUAUCUCAUCUGCUCUUCAUGGCAGUGCCAGGAGGUAGGUACUAAUAGUCUCCCCAUUUCCCAGAGGAGAAAACAGGCUAGGGAAAGCUAAGUAACUUGCCCGGUGGCACAGCUGAAAAUGGCAGAGGCAAGCUUUCACCAGGUCUGUCUCUGGAGCCUGAGGUGUUCCCAACCAUUCUCCUGAAUCCCCUUCUGCAUUCGGGUAGAUAACUCAGGUGUGAGGAUCCCAAAGCACUUUGUGGACCACAUUUCCUACUAAAAUUCCUUUAUGAAUUCUCCUUUUAGCAACUAUGGAAACCGAGAAUCCCUAAAGAUCAAAGGGACUAGGCUGGUCAGAACUGGCAGUGCUUUGAGCAAGGCUGGGCUAUUAUUAAAGCACUAGCUGUGGAUUUCCAUCUUUGCAACAGUGUGGGUGAGAGAUAUGGGGGGAUUGAGAUGGAAAACAUGUAACCACAGUGAUGUUUCUCCCCAUGAGAUACUACAUCAGGGAAGGAAAUGGGUUUGAGAGUUUCCCUUUCCUCAGGGAGUCAGUCCUGCCCAAGGUAGACUUGGCUGAACCGAAUGUUAAGCCUUACAGAAACUUGGGUCUGUGGUUUUUCCUCCCCAAGCCUUUCCCUGUUGGCAGAAGCUGUUUCUGAUGGCCAUGCCAGGGCCGCACAGGGGGAGGUGGGAGGAGUUGGUGUGCUCCCACGGAGUGGGCACUGGAUGCUGUCCAGCUGCGUGGCACAAUUUCAUCCUGCAGGAAGGAGCAUGAGGCCAUUGGGUCUUCACAUGCUGAAAAAUGCAGCGGUCAGGACCUCGGGGCGCCCUGGGUUCUCCCUGCUUUAUUCUGUUCUGGCACCCCGGGUUGGGGAUAGCUCUCUGCCUCCCAGCUGCAAAAAGGAAUUUUUGUUUUGUCACUUUGUGGGGAGGGUAACCCCCUUUGGGGGCCAGGGUGCAGAAGCUUUGAAGUACUGAGUGGUGCAGCUGUGGCUCAGGGAGCCCCACUGUGGUGCCAGGUGACAAAUGUGAUAUCCAGGGAAGAGGACUCCCCUUCUUCCUUCCACAUAGAACAUGGCCUGGCCUCAGUUCUUUGGGGGAAUCCACAGACCGUAGAGUAGCUUCUGGAAAUUUAGAGGCAAAGGAGAUGAGCAUGAGGGUCAAGGGCAUGCCCUGGUGAUGGGGAGGAACUGCUUUGAAGCCCUCACUCCGACUUCAGCGGGAAGGGGUGGGCAGGACCGGAGAAUGCCCCUUCAGACAGCAGCCGAUAGGGAAAGGGCUUGUUCACAACUGCAUAUGCAGCCCCAGCCCCGACCCCGGUCCCGGAGUUUCCUGGAAACGGAGGAGGUGAGGCUAGCUGGAUUGGAGGUCACGCUAAGCUCUUCCGGCACAUUCUGGGCAUUCUCUCCAGGGACUUUCCUUGAGCAACUAAUUUCUUAGGAAAACUGACAUUGGUGAUUGAUCUUAGUGACAUGAAAAUGGGAUGAAUUUUGGCCACCAGGAGACUCAGAGGUUCAAGAUCCAAUUCGAAAAACCGAGCAGGCCCCUUUGGUUAGCAGUUUGUGCAUUGAUCCCUGACUUCAUUUUGUCUGGCUUUGUUUUCACUUCCUUAUCUUUUACUAUUUUCUCUUGUUUUUUGGUGGUGUUAUCUCUUAAGGCUGGUCAAAUCCUGUUUUGGGAUACAGUGGCCUGAUAAGUUAAUAAAUUAUUGAUUAAACAAAGAAAAAA
Molecule: messenger RNA, 5667 nt
Organism: Suricata suricatta (meerkat)
Lineage: Eukaryota; Metazoa; Chordata; Mammalia; Carnivora; Herpestidae
Gene: ZSCAN20
Product: zinc finger and SCAN domain containing 20
Exons: 8
Coding region: 200-3325 (1041 amino acids)
Source: RefSeq, a predicted model, not a curated record